AUGACUACCAUUCAGGACAUGCCCUACACUACCAGCACAAUGCACCCAACGAUCAUCCGAAAGCAAACAUCACUAAACAAUCUGUUGGAGGCUGCAAUCCAGGAACUGUUUUAUAAACCUCACCACGUAUUUAAACAGUCCUUGCCAUCUCCAGUAUCAUCAAAGAUCGCUCUGAACGGCAUCACGAAGAAAUCCAAUGGUACAUCAAGGAAACGUGUCUCCUUCUCGGAUAGUGUCAGCAUAAUCAGCUUCACUGGCCACAACUCCCAUCAUGUAGCUUCUGUGUCUCCAUUCUCGGCGUGUGGAACUCCAGACAUACCGGAAUCUGGCCUAUUCAGUGAAAUCAUAACAACGGAUUGCGCCUAUACCACGUACUAUCGUAUUCCAGAAGGGAUCAAGGCAGAUCAGCUAGUUAUAACGCUUGUGCAAACCAGGAAUGAAAUCACGAUAAACGGACCGGACUCGAUAGAUGUAACGACUAUACUACCGCAUGAUGCAGACUUGAAGACUGUCAAAGUAGACGUAUACCAAGGGAACACAUUGGCUGUGACUAGUACGUCUGAGAACGUGAAUACUCAAUAUGUUGUUGCGUACUCUGGACUUGGAAACCAACGAUUAAUUACACAUUGUAUGGAAGCUGCCAUCUUCUACACACUCGUAAUCGCCGUAUCUGUUGCACUAAUCGCUUGGCAGUAUAACAACCACGCUACAACAACAACAGACAGGAAGAUUCAAGCUACCGUGAAAGAGCCAUCAAUUGGAAAAGAAUCAGUUUCGACUGUUAACAAGCCAAAACAACCGAAUAUGACCAUAGCCGGAAUCACAAUCCCUGCAAAGGGCAAACAUCUUGCCACACUAAUCUUCUUGCAUGGUCUUGGAGACUCAGGACAAGGAUGGGCUCCAGUUGGACGAAUGAUACAACCUCAACUACCACAUGUAAAGAUGAUCUUUCCUGAUGCACCAACACGGCCAGUGACUGUAAAUAACGGCUACCGCAUGCCUGCCUGGUUUGAUGUGUAUCAGCUUGGAGCUGCUGCAAGAGGAAACACACGAGUUGAUACUGAAGGAAUGAACGAGACUUUGAAAUCCAUAAACAGUUGGAUUAGUGACGAGAUCGAAGCUGGCAUACCUGCAAGCCGAAUCGUCAUUGGUGGAUUCUCGCAAGGAAGCGCAAUGGCUUUAUUACACGCUGUGACAUCAGAACGCAAGCUGGCGGGAUAUAUUUCUUUAUCUGGUUGGUUAUCUCGUCCUGAAGCGAUUGAACAAUCUCCUGGCGCCAACAAGGAAACACCCAUAUUCAUGGGUCAUGGCGACUCUGAUGAAGUCGUCUUGCAUCAUCUGGGCGUAAAGUCUUAUGACGCUUUAAAGACUGCAGGAUGGAAUGUUUCAUGGAAGACGUAUGAGGAUAUGGGUCACUCUGCUAGGGAAGAUGAGUUUGAAGAUAUCACAAAGUUCUUGCUAAAAAAUCUGCAUGCCGAAUAA
Synchytrium microbalum is the source of this 1482-nucleotide messenger RNA. RefSeq lists its product as uncharacterized. Lineage: Eukaryota; Fungi; Chytridiomycota; Chytridiomycetes; Synchytriales; Synchytriaceae. Gene Ontology annotation, molecular function: carboxylic ester hydrolase activity; palmitoyl-(protein) hydrolase activity. The transcript has 8 exons. Gene Ontology annotation, cellular component: cytoplasm. The record is from RefSeq and is a predicted model, not a curated record. The coding region runs from base 1 to 1482 and encodes 493 amino acids. Gene Ontology annotation, biological process: protein depalmitoylation.